AACAGCUAUGGCAUUCAACAAGGUGUGGUAUACCAUAGCCCUUGGACUUCUGCUGCCUUUCUCUUAUGCCCAUACGGACUUCUUCACUUCCAUUGGUCAUAUGACAGACUUAAUUAAUACAGAAAAAGAUCUGGUGGUAUCACUGAAAGAUUACAUCAAAGCAGAAGAAAGCAAACUGGAACAGAUCAAAAAAUGGGCAGAGAAAUUGGAUCAGUUGACAGAUACUGCUACAAAAGACCCAGAGGGGUUUUUGGGACAUCCUGUAAAUGCAUUCAAAUUGAUGAAACGGCUUAACACAGAAUGGGGUGAGCUGGAGAGCCUGGUUCUGAAGGACAUGUCAGAUGGCUUUAUCUCCAACAUGACUAUCCAGCGGCAGUUUUUCCCAAAUGAUGAAGAUCAGACUGGUGCAGCAAAAGCUCUCUUGCGGCUUCAAGAUACGUAUAAUUUGGACACAGAUACCCUCUCAAGAGGGAAUCUUCCAGGUGUGAAGCACAAGUCCUUUUUAACAGCUGAAGAUUGCUUUGAGCUGGGAAAGAUUGCCUAUACUGAAGCUGAUUACUACCACACUGAGCUGUGGAUGGAACAAGCUCUGAAACAGCUGGAUGAAGGAGAAGUGUCUUCUGCAGAUAAAGUCUACAUUCUGGACUACCUGAGUUAUGCUGUUUAUCAGCAGGGGGAUCUGAGCAAAGCCAUGAUGCUCACCAGACGCCUUCUGGAACUGGAUCCUGAACAUCAGAGAGCAAAUGGGAACAUGAAAUAUUUUGAAUAUAUAAUGGCAAAAGAAAAGGAAGCAAAUAAGUCCAGUACAAAUUCAGAAGAACAGAUGGAGAAGGAAACUGAGGUUAAGAAAAAGGAUUACCUGCCUGAGAGAAGGAAGUACGAAAUGCUGUGCCGUGGGGAGGGUCUCAAAAUGACUCCUCGGAGACAAAAAAGACUCUUCUGCCGCUACUAUGAUGGAAACAGGAAUCCUAGAUACAUUCUGGGCCCUGUCAAACAGGAAGAUGAGUGGGACAAACCUCGAAUUGUUCGCUUCCUUGACAUCAUCUCUGAUGAAGAGAUCGAAACUGUGAAGGAACUGGCAAAGCCAAGGCUGAGCCGUGCUACUGUUCAUGACCCUGAGACUGGGAAACUGACCACAGCACAUUACAGAGUCUCUAAGAG
Nestor notabilis (Kea) is the source of this 1161-nucleotide messenger RNA. Its product is annotated as prolyl 4-hydroxylase subunit alpha-1. NCBI's taxonomy places the organism in Eukaryota, Metazoa, Chordata, Aves, Psittaciformes, Psittacidae. The record is from RefSeq and is a predicted model, not a curated record. The transcript has 8 exons. Gene Ontology annotation, molecular function: procollagen-proline 4-dioxygenase activity; protein binding. Gene Ontology annotation, cellular component: endoplasmic reticulum. The annotation marks the transcript as partial.